GUUGUAGCAACAGGGUACUAGCAGUGCGAUUGAAGAAAACUGGCGCUGAUGGGAACGUCUUGAGGGAAAGCAUCGAGUAACAUGGCGAUUGUUGAGACAACGGCGGCAUUCUCUGUCUUUGAGUCGCAGUUACGAACUCUUUGUCUUGAAGAAUUCCCUUGUGGCACAGGAUCUUGGAGGGAAAAUAACAAAAAGAAGGCAUGCAGUCUUACGUCACAAAAUAAGGUGGAAGAGAAGUUCUCCAUCACUUUAAAAGACUAUGGAUCACAACAUGAGAAAACUGAGUCCCUGGAAGAGUAUAUAAGUGUGAAAAAGUCACCAUGGAAUCUGGACUACAGUUGGAGCAAUGAGGCCAAAAGUCUGCGUGAGAUUGCUGUCCGUUCACCGUGGCUGAUUGAUCAGAACUUUAUCUUUGGCUACUUCAAGACGCUCAGAAUUUGUGAUAAAGGCGUUACAGAGGUUGACAAAAGACUGUUGAAGUUUAGGAAUCUGGAAGAGUUAACUCUUAGCUCUAACAUGAUUGUAUCAGUGAGAUCUGAAAACUUACCUCCAAGUUUAAAGGUGUUGGAAUUGUGUGCUAACCAGGUGUCAGACCUAUCAGGCCUCUGUGUCAAGCCUCCAUCAUUACUGCAUCUUGGUUUGGGGAUGAACAAAGUGUCCUAUAUUGGAGAUUAUCUAACGGGGGAUUACUGGCCUCACCUGCUCUCUCUUGACCUGAGUCACAACAAUUUGAGUGAUCUUUUAGACAUCAUCAGAAAACUGGGCACUGUUCCAAAUCUACGUAAUCUAGUCUUACAAGGCAAUCCUCUUUCCUUAAUUCCAGGUUACCGUGGUUACACAGUGGACAGCUUGCGUAAACUGACCAUAUUAGAUGACUUGAUGAUCACAGCUGAUGAGAAACAUCAUUUCAAAGGUCUGGCCAGGAGAAGAGAAUUCAUCCUUGAUGAAGCCAAAGUCUUUCUGGAGGUCCAUUACAUAAAGGGGAUUCCCAUGCCUGAUGAACUUAAGAACCCUGAAGACCAGCCAGAAUACCCGAUUGUAGAGAAGAAGUAUUAUGUUGAAUUCAUGUACCUCCAAGACCGAUCCAGUAAGGCAGACGUGUUUACCGUUGAGGCUGACAAGGGAGAUAGCUCUCCUCCUCCAGACAGUGAACCCAUUCCCCAGUCAGAAACUAAGCACACAGUUGAGGAGCCUGUGGCUGAAGGCAAGGUGAUGGAGGCCAAGCAGGAGUCAGAGCUUGAUUCUGAUGUCCCCAAGAUCGUGUUGUUUGCCAAAGAAGCUGAAAUAGUCCCGGAGCCUGAGCACCCAGCCAAUGAUGCAGGAAGGCAGAGUUGUUACACAGAGCAGGGAACAGAAAUACCCUCUCCAAGUGAGAGUUCUCCACGAGUGGAAACAACUAGGUUUGCCCUAGCCCCUGUUCAGUCUGAUGGCCUGCCCUGGUCAGAGGACUUGGAGAUAAACUGGUCCACUCAAGUUGUAAGAGAUGACCUGGUCAAGCUCAGAGAUUUUUUCAGGGCUGGCAUGGAACUCAGAAUUCUAGAAGAAAAGGUGUUGGGGUACCCACCAGAGGUAACAUCAGAGGGCGAGAGCUCAAGUCCCACAUCCAAGAAGAGCGAUAAGGGUGGUGGAGGGAAGCCCGACAAAAACAGCAAGACAGACAAGAAGAAAGAUGACAAAGCUGCCAAGGGAGGUAAAGACGGCAAGAAGAAGAAGAAGACAGAUGUGGAGGAGGAGUUGGUGAGGUCACCACCAGAGAUCACCACCAUUGCCGUUUUCCAUGCCAGCCUGGAGGAACUUCUGGACGGAGAGUACGACCUGGAGUACCAGUUCACCAAAGUCCUGGGGGAAGGGGAGAGUGAGGAGGACUCUAAGGCUGAGAUCAAAAAGAAGGAUGGCAAAAAAGACAAAGAUGCAAAGAAAAAAGAAACAGAGAAGAAAGAACAGAAAUUGAAAGACAAGGCACGACCUAAAAGCUCUAGAUCCAUCCCAGACAAGAAGGAUGGUAAGGGUAAGGGGAAGACAGGAGGUGUCGUGGAGGAAGAUGAUGAGGCAGCCCUACCUCCCCCUCCCCUCCAGGUCUCUAUCGCAGUCCGUCUCCACCACUGGAACACUGCUUACGACUCCGUGAAAGAGGAAGAAGAAAGGAACAGGGUCAUCAAUCUCCCUCAAGCCCCUGCUUCUGUCAAGGGAGACAACUGAGCAGAAAACUUCAUCCAUCCAGAAAGAAAAAACCUACAAAUUACUGAUCAUACUUGUCAGUAGAAAACUGAAAAAAAAGAAAUUGCUAAAUUAUGGAUAUUUUAAUCCACAACCUUUUUGCUAAGAGUCAAUUUCAGUGCAGUUUAUGCACCAUUUUAAUAUGAUUUUGGAGGCAAAACUGCAUUGGCUGGGUUAGCCAAUUUAAGGGCUUUAAGUCUACAAUAAUGCAUCCAGAGUAUGCUUAAAAAAACAUCUUGCAAAGAUGCCAAAAGGUUGAAGAAUUACUGUAUAAGAGUGGGAAACCUGUCCUUUUUUCUGCCUGCAAUGCUCAAUUAAGGGAAAAUCUGGACCUAUUUUGGUAUUGGUUUUCAUAAGAGUAUUAUACAUGUAAUAUAAAGAUCAAGGGAAAAGAGGAUCAAUGUAAAUGGGUUUAUAAAAAGAAAAUAAGGAAAAAUUGUGUGUGUGUGGCUCCUACAGAAGUGACGUCAAAUGAUAUUUAUAAUUCUCACUGGUUAAAGGGGAGGCUAUGAGAAAUGUUGGGAUUUGUUCAGUAAGGGGAGGCUACUGUGUAAUCCUGUGUUCCACCUAGUGGAUACAUUAUAUAAAAAUAUGUUGUCAGCCUUUCAGUAAAUGUAUUGAAAAUAACCUUGAAGCAGUAUGUUUAUACUUAAGAGGAAAAUAUAGUUCAAAUGCUAUAGAAUUUAUGAAAUAAUAUAUUUGUUGUGCUGGAUAGGUGAUAUUUAUCCUUAAGAUAAAUCCUUAAGAUUAAGUUAAUAUUUUAACCAUGUCUUCUUAUCUGAAGUAAUCUCACUGCAGCCAUUUCCACUACCUGUUUUUUUUUCAGUUUACAGAGAUAUUAGUCCCUCUGAGUUUGAUGUUUUCUUGGAAGGAUCUUUUUUUUAUUGUCUUAUUCUUAAUUGUUUUUUUUUUUCUCAUAUGUGAUAAAAGUACAAAUGUACUAACUUAAUCAACAUUAUGGUGUUGUUGUUUUUUUUAUUUCCCUAUGUAGAUAACUACCAUAUUUGAUGUUUUAGCAUUAAGGUUAUCUAUUCUGACUUUUUGUGCCACAUGUUCUGUGAUACUAUAACUAGGAGAAAGUCAUUGAACACAUAUGUUGUAUAUAUGUACCUACCCAUCAGUGUCUGUGAUAGAUUUUAUUUGUUUCCUGAUGUACAAUAUUAUUUACACAUCAUAACUGGCUAGAGACAGUGGUAGGUCAUCAACAUUGCCUGAAGAUCAAAAUAUGCCACUUUAUCAGUGUUAUAACACAAAACAAUGUUUGUUGAAAGAGAUGAGCAAUAAAUUUCUUUUUUAUAUAUGUAUACACAGGAUUUACUUAUUUGUUUGUUUUUUUUUUUAUUAAUAUUUCACACAGGUACUCAGAUUU
Molecule: messenger RNA, 3586 nt
Organism: Liolophura sinensis
Lineage: Eukaryota; Metazoa; Mollusca; Polyplacophora; Chitonida; Chitonidae
Product: leucine-rich repeat-containing protein 43-like
Cellular component (GO): cytoplasm
Molecular function (GO): protein binding
Source: RefSeq, a predicted model, not a curated record